AUGGGCCAGAUUAUGGUAGAUUAUUUUGGAAGGCUUUUCAAGUCUGACCAGGGAGAAAUGCAUGAGGUAAUUGAGUGUAUUACUCCAAAGGUAUCUUCGGAGGAUAAUGCCAAGUUGUUACGGCCUCUCAGUUCGGAAGAAGUCCGCUUAGCAGUUUUUCAGAUGCAUCCCGACAAGUCUCCGGGUCCGGAUGGGAUGGGGCCGGGAUUUUUCCAACAUUUUUGGAAUAUUAUUGGCGGUGAGGUAACUAAUUUCUGCAGGCACUUUCUGGAGACUAAUAGUCUUCCGGCUAAAGCUAAUGAUACGUAUAUAGUCCUUAUUCCAAAAAAGGCUACUCCCGAAACAAUGAAGGAUCUGCGACCAAUCACAUUAUGCAAUGUGUUGUAUAAGAUUGCGGCGAAAGUGUGUGCGAACAGGUUUAAAAUUUUGCUGGAUGACCUAAUCUCUAGUGCUCAGAGUGCUUUCAUGCCGGGACGCCUCAUUACUGAUAAUAUAAUGCUCGCUUAUGAGAUUCAUCAUUUCUUAAAGCGUAAAACACAGGGUAAGGAAGGGGUGGCCGCACUGAAGGUGGACAUGAGCAAAGCCUAUGAUCUAGUUGAGUGGUAUUUUCUUGAGGCAGUAUUGUUGAAGAUGGGAUUUGUACGCCGAUGGGUGGAUAUAUUGUUGGAAACGGUCAGGUCUGUUAAGUAUCAUAUUCUGCACGAUCAACAACAGCUAGGGCCGAUUGUUCCUGAGCGAGGUUUGCGCCAAGGUGACCCUCUAUCGCCAUAUUUGUUCUUAAUUGUGGCGGAGGGGCUGAGUGCUUUGAUUGACAAGCGAAUGUGGCAGAAUACGUUGCAUGGGGUUAGUGUAGCGCGUGGGGCUCCACCGGUUAGUCAUCUUCUUUUUGCGGAUGAUUGUUUCCUAUUUUUACGUGCCAACACUUACGAAGCUGCAAAAAUGAGGUUAGUUCUGGAUAUGUACUCAUCAGCUUCUGGUCAGAUGAUUAAUUAUGAUAAAUCCACUGUCUGCUUUAGUUCCAAUGUGCAACAACAUGUUAGGAAUGAGGUCGUGAAUAUUCUGGAAGUGCCAGAGGGUAAUACCACAGGGAAAUGCUUGGGCCUACCUUCGCUUGUAGGAUGGAGGAAGAAAGAAAUAUUAGGUUUCCUUAAGGACCGGAUCCUCACGAAGGUCCGGAGUUGGAAUUCCAAGUUCCUUUCUCGUGCAGGCCGUGAAGUCCUGUUAAAAAAUGUUAUACAAGCCAUGCCAAGUUAUGCGAUGAUGGUUUUCUUGCUACCAAUGGGUUUAUGCAAAGAAAUUGAAACUCUUAUGAAUGAAUAUUGGUGGACUGGUUCAGUAGGCAAUGGCAAAGGCGUGAGAUGGAGGUCGUGGAAUGGGCUGGCUGUACCAAAAGCAAUGGGUGGUAUGGGGUUUCGAAGGCUUCGGGAGAUGAAUAUGGCAUUAUUGGGAAAACAGGCAUGGAGGCUAAUUAAAAAUCCCAAUUCCCUUGUUACUAGAGUGUAUAAGGCACGUUACUACCCGAGUGGCUCUUACUUUGAAGCAAAAAAAGGUAGCAACCCUUCGUUCAUCUGGAGAGGUCUGUUAGAGGUUCAGAAUAUUAUCAAAGAUGGUUGCCGGCGAUGUGUUGGGACUGGGAUUGAAACGGUUAUAGGGAAAGAUCCAUGGCUCCCAGAUGAUGAAGUUCCUUAUGUGCAGACCGUGUUUCAUGAUAAUGUUUACAAUUCGAAGGUGGCCUCCUUAUUAAAUGACAUUGGUACGUCCUGGGAUAUUGAUUGCGUUAAAGAUAUUUUUGACGAAAGAGAUGUUAAUAUGAUUUUAAAAAUCCCAAUAAGUGUUCGUAAGCCACCGGACCAAUGGGUUUGGCACUGGGAUCCUAAAGGAGAUUUCAGUGUCAAGUCUUGUUAUAAAAGACUUACAUUUUGUGCAAAUGAUGAUCGACCUUGGGCUUCUAUUUGGAAUCUCCAUGUUCCACCUAAGGUCAAAUCAUUCUGUUGGCAGUUAGCUUCGGCUUGCUUGCCUACCCGGGAUGCUCUAGCUGCACGGCGCGUUAACUGCUCCUUAUUAUGUCAUAUGUGUAGGGAUGAGGAGAGUAGUGGUGCUGCUGUUCGUUGGCGUAAACCAUCAAAUGGAAGAGUUAAAUUAAAUACUGAUGCGUCCAUUGAUGAGGCCAAUAAUGUGAUGGGGUUUGGCUGGGUGAUGAGAGACGAUGAUGGUCGGUUUCUAGCAUCCAAGAAUGAAAGUAUGAAUGGUGUGUUUACUAUCAAAGAAGCUGAGGCUAUGUGCAUGAGGGAGGCGUUAAGCUGGCUUAAGGAUACGGGUUUGGGAAGGGUUGAUGUUGAGACGGAUUCCCAACUCUUGCUCAAUGCGAUUAAGGGACCCUCUUUUUAUUCUGCUUUUGGUUUACUUGUGUCUGACAUUAAAGAAUUGACAUCUAUGAUUCAUGAUGUCGAAUUUAGUUUUGUUAAACGAUCUGCGAAUCGUGCCGCCCACGUUGUUGCUAGGGAGGCCUUUUCUGUGUCAGGUUGUGAUGAGUGGUUUGAUACCCCUCCUUUGUUUCUUGUUGACAUUCUUGUUGAUGAUUCAAUGAAUUAA
Molecule: messenger RNA, 2592 nt
Organism: Ipomoea triloba (trilobed morning glory)
Lineage: Eukaryota; Viridiplantae; Streptophyta; Magnoliopsida; Solanales; Convolvulaceae
Exons: 2
Coding region: 1-2592 (863 amino acids)
Molecular function (GO): nucleic acid binding; RNA-DNA hybrid ribonuclease activity
Source: RefSeq, a predicted model, not a curated record